Messenger RNA from Humulus lupulus (European hop), 2177 nucleotides. RefSeq lists its product as uncharacterized. The record is from RefSeq and is a predicted model, not a curated record. Lineage: Eukaryota; Viridiplantae; Streptophyta; Magnoliopsida; Rosales; Cannabaceae. Gene Ontology annotation, molecular function: S-adenosylmethionine-dependent methyltransferase activity. The transcript has a single exon. The coding region runs from base 333 to 1913 and encodes 526 amino acids.
UCUUUCUUCUUCUUACUAUGCUGUUCUUCUCUCCUCUAACAAACACCAAAACAUUGAUCCUCACUACUCGCUACUAAUGGCUUCUUGACACAAAUUCUCGUCACCAUGCUUUCCCGUUUAGCCCCUGGCUUUCUUCUACAUUUCCUUAUUUGCCCUUCUCUCUGCCACAGACCAUCCUUGAUCGGAGCCAACCAUACCUCUGCUCGAUUCUGUUCUCGCUAAAUACAAACAAACCCCUUUUUUCUUCUGCUAUUCGAUUCGAUUUGAUUGCUGUGAAUUUUUUAGGGUUAGGGAUUUUUUGAUUAUUUUUUUUAUAUUGUUUGGUUACAGCCAUGGAGAGUGGAAAACCCAGCUUGUUGAAGAACUUUCUGGUGAGAUUGCUUUUGUUUGGGGUUUUAGUCAUCGGUGUUCGUUUCGCUUACGUUGUAACCAUUACCGGCGAGUCUUGCAACGUCGGGAACUUUUGCUUCUUCUCUUUGCCGGAGAAUUUGAACUUUGUGAUGUCCGGCGCCGGCGGUGGGUCUUCUGCUAUAAUCUCUAGUGACGCCGUUUCCGUUCCGUCUACUACUACGCCGGGGUCCGUACUCCGACGUGACUUGUACACGAGUAAGGACUGGAUUAAGGCUGCGAAUUUCUACUCUUCUAUUUUUCAAGAUCUGAUCUCUCACGGAUACCUCUCGCCGGAAUCGAAGUCGCUCUGCGUUGAAACCCCGAAGGGGCAGGACGUAUUUGCGUUGAAGGAGAUCGGCGUAUCGGACUCCGUCGGGAUUUUUAAGAAAGCCUCGAAGCCCUUGGUUAUAAAUGGCGAGGCCCAUCGGAUACCGUUCGAUGAUAACACCUUUGACUUCGUCUUCUCCGGCGGCGGUCGCCUGGGCAAAUCUCCCCGGCCGUUGGAUUUUGCUACCGAGAUCGUACGGACACUGAAACCCGAAGGGUAUGCGGUUGUUCACAUUGGGGCAAAAGAUACGUAUAGUUUCAAUUCGUUUCUUUCUUUAUUCAAUUGCUGCAAUUUAUUGACAAUACGUGAUAUAGAUGGUUACGAUUCAUCCAUGCCUUUUAUACGUGAAAUGGUUUUGAAAAAAGAGUGCGUUUUCCUUAGCCAAGGGAUCAAGAAACCCCAUGGCGAUUCGAGCAAUGAAAAUGGUAAGUGCUCAGUUCCUGGGUAUAAGCAAGAUUUGGUCCGGAAAGCUGAGCCAUUGAUUAUGGAGGAACCCUUGAAGCCUUGGCUUACCUUGAAGAGGAAUAUACAGAAUGUGAAGUACCUGCCAUCAAUGGCUGAUAUAAGCUUUAAGAGUAGGUAUGUGUAUGUGGAUGUUGGAGCAAGGAGCUAUGGUUCUAGUAUUGGAAGUUGGUUCAGAAAGCAGUAUCCUAAGCAGAACAAGACCUUUGAAGUGUAUGCUAUUGAGGCUGAUAAAACAUUCCAUGAGGAGUACAAGAAGAAAAAGGCUGUCACUUUGUUGCCAUAUGCGGCUUGGGUGAAGAAUGAGACAUUGUCUUUCGAAAUCAAUCGAGACCCAGGUGAUAAAGUCACGGAUAAAGGCAGGGGAAUGGGUAGGAUUCAGCCGGUGAACGGAAAAAUUCAGCAGGUGAAUUCCAAGGGUAGAUAUGAUGGAGAGGUGGAUAAGAUUCAGGGCUUUGAUUUUGCAAACUGGUUGAAGAACACUGUUACAGAGAAAGAUUUUGUGGUGAUGAAAAUGGAUGUGGAAGGGACCGAAUUCGAUCUGAUCCCUAGGUUGUUUGAAACUGGGGCAAUUUGUUUGAUUGAUGAAGUUUUCCUGGAAUGUCAUUACAAUAGGUGGCAGAGGUGUUGCCCUGGUCAGAGGAGUGAAAAAUAUGAGAAAACUUAUGGUCAAUGCUUGGAGCUGUUUACAGAGCUUAGACGAAGUGGGGUUCUUGUUCAUCAGUGGUGGUGAUUGGUAAAAGUUACUACUUACCACUUUUCUGCAACAUUCUGUUUUAUCUUCCCAUAUAAAUUCUUUCUUUCUUUCUUUUCUUCCCCCUUUUAUUUACAGAAUUUGGUCAAUUAAAUUUCUUUGCUGUAAGAAUUUUAGCUUCCAAUGAAAUUUAGAUCACUUUCAUAGUUACUACAGUUACUUGUCUUCCAAUUUAGUUUCUCUGUGUUCUAGUUUUCUAGACAAUAAAUUAUUGAGAGGAUAUACUUUUACGAGAUAAUAUAA